Molecule: messenger RNA, 672 nt
Organism: Apiotrichum porosum
Lineage: Eukaryota; Fungi; Basidiomycota; Tremellomycetes; Trichosporonales; Trichosporonaceae
Exons: 6
Coding region: 1-672 (223 amino acids)
Biological process (GO): superoxide metabolic process
Cellular component (GO): mitochondrion
Molecular function (GO): superoxide dismutase activity; metal ion binding
Source: RefSeq, a predicted model, not a curated record
AUGUCCCUCACCCGUGCUCUACCCCGCGCGUCGCUCGCCCGCCGCACCCUCGUCGUCGCUGCCGCUGCCCGUGGCAAGCACACCCUCCCCGACCUCCCGUACGCCUACGAGGCCCUUGAGCCCUCGAUCUCGAAGCAGAUCAUGACUCUUCACCACGACAAGCACCACGCUACCUACGUCGCUGGCCUCAACGCCGCCGAGGAGAACCUUGCCAAGCUCCAGGCCGCUUCGGACGUCAAGGGCCUCAUCUCCCUCCAGGCCGCCCUCAAGUUCAACGGCGGUGGUCACAUUAACCACUCGCUCUUCUGGAAGAACCUCGCGCCCACCGGCUCGCAGGAGACUCAGCAGCCUUCGUCUGGCAAGCUCGCCGACCAGGUCAAGAAGGACUUUGGCUCGUUCGAGAACCUCAUCACUGAGAUGAACGCCAAGACCGCCGGUAUCCAGGGCUCUGGCUGGGGAUGGCUCGGCUACAGCCCCAAGACCAAGUCGCUCGAGAUCGUCACCACUGCCAACCAGGACCCCCUCCUCACCCACGUCCCCAUCCUCGGCAUUGACAUCUGGGAGCACGCCUUCUACCUCGACUACAAGAACGUCAAGGUCGACUACCUCAAGAACAUCUGGGCCGUCAUGAACUGGGCCGAGGCCGAGAAGCGUCUUGCUGCCGCCCUCUAA